UGGUUCUUACGGUUCAUGUACAAGCUUGUUUUUCACCCGAACAAGUUAAAGGCGAAGAAAAUCAAGAUAUGGAACAGGAACAACAUUUUCCCAAAACAAGAGGGAAAAGAAUAAAAACUGUUGCUUCAAAAAAGAAAAGUGUUGAAGUAGCUGCUACUACGAGAGUAGAAGAUAAUGAGCAAGAUAAAGGAGAAGAAAAUCAUGAAGAGGAACAACCUUUGCCGAAAACAAAUGGGAAAACAAAAAAAACUGUUGCUUCAAAAAAGAAAAACGUAGAAGUAGUCACUACUGCAAGAGAAGAAGAUAAUGAGCAAGAUAAAGGAGAAGAAAAUCAUGAAAUGGAAGAGGAACAACCUUUGCCAAAAACAAAAGGGAAAAGAAUAAAAACUAUUGCUUCAAAAAAGAAAAAGCAAGUUGUUCAAUAAAAAUAGUUCAAGUAGUUGCUGCUGCAAGAGGAGAAUACAAUAAGGACCAUGAAGAGAAUGUGCCAGAAGUGAACGUAAAUGUGGGAAUGGAAGAAGAACCUCCAUUACCAAUAACUAAACGAGAAAGAGUACAAAUUGUUUCUUCUACAACAAUUCCAAAAAAGAAGUAAGUUAUAGACGUAGAUGCUUUUGCAUAAAAUUUUGAUACUUCAAUGUGAUGCUUUCUACAUAAAAUUGUGAUACUUCAAUGUGAUGCUUUGUUUAUACAAUUUUGAUGGGUUACAGGAGAGAAGGUCAACUUCAUAUGCUCUCAUCUCCUUCUCAAAUCGUUUGUUUGUGUGAUAAAUUGAAUGAUAAACAAAGGAGAGUUGUGAAAGAAAUUGGUUUUGAAGGAUUGCUUCUGUUGAGAAUUAAGAUGUCUUAUCAUGGUAUGGCUAAGUACUUUAUCAACCAAUAUGAUGUCAGUACUUCAGUUUUCAUAGUCAAUCAAAACUGCAAGUACACUAUAACUGAGUAUGAUGUCUGCGAUAUUUUUGGCUUGCCGUUAACUGUUAAUGAUGUUAUUAAAUGAACUAAUUCAAGUGAAGAUAUAUCUGAGUAUGAUUUAUUUGAGGCAUGGCUACAAAACUAGAUUGUGUUGGGGCUAAAGAUAUAUCUGCUGAACAACUACUUUCCAAAAUGUUGUUGGAGUUAAUUGAUGGAUGCGAUGAUUUGAAAAGGUUCUUUGUCAUGUAUGCUUUGAUUACAUUUUUGGCUCCCAAUACGAACUGAAUUGUUGAUCUUAGUAUGCUUAAACCAUUGGUUGAUGUUAAUGAGAUAAAAAGUCUUAACUGGUGUGGUUUAGUGUUUGAUAGGUUUAGAAGUGGCUUGGAGAGAUGCCAAACAAAAAUUUUGAAAAAUAUUCCUUCAUGUCUAGCUAUAUUAGAAAUUUGCUUUUACCAUCGAGUUAGCUCUCUAGGUAUUUUCCAUCAUCAAGGUUGCCCUUAAUCAAACAUUGGACUUAUGAGACUUUGAAAAAAAGGGCACAACUUGAGUUGAAGGCUAGAUCCUUUGGAUUGGAUGAUUUCAAUAAAGACACAUACCCAAUUUCAAAGAAAUUAAGAAAGAAAUUGCAUGAUGAUGAGGUGGAGCUAGAUGAUAAUGGAAUGUAUCUCAGAAUUCCUAUUCCCGAUGGCUUGUUGGCAUUUUCUGAACAAAUUCAUGAUACAACUGAUGAUGAGCUUAUGGAGGAAGUUAGCAAGGUGAAGAGGAACAUGAAAAUUGUUACUCAACAUCAUCUUUCAAAACUGUUGAAGUUAAAGGCAAAAGGCAAUCAUGCACAAGAUGUCGGACAAUCAUCAAACUCUCCAACACUAUCACAAUGAUAUUCAGACCCAAAAGUGAUGGAGGAGAUUGAUGAGAUUAUGGACAGGAUAAGAGUGGUUAAAAAACGAACAGCCGACAUCGACUUACCAAGGUUUGACCUGGGAAUAUCAGAUCUUGAGAAAACACCUUCACCAGCACCGAAGUUGACUGCCAAGAAGAGAGGAAAAAAGAAAAUUUGAGUUUGUUUUGAUUCCAUGUGUGAUGCUUUCAACAUAGAACCUUUAUGCUUUCAACACAAAACUGUGAUGAUUCAACAAAACAUUGUUAUAAAACUGUGAUGUUUUGUUUGUAUGAUGCUUUCUACUUCAA
Molecule: messenger RNA, 2099 nt
Organism: Amaranthus tricolor (Joseph's coat)
Lineage: Eukaryota; Viridiplantae; Streptophyta; Magnoliopsida; Caryophyllales; Amaranthaceae
Exons: 5
Coding region: 69-425 (118 amino acids)
Source: RefSeq, a predicted model, not a curated record